GUCUGCUCUGUCGGGACGGGAUGGUGAUUUUCGAUUAAGUGCUGAUUUGUAACUUAUGUUAUGACUUUUAUUGUUUCGUUGAGCUUUCUAUUUUCUAACCUAAAAGUUUUGAAUUUGUAAGCUGUAACAAUGAAUACAAAAACUUAUGUUAUAGUUUGUUAUAGGUACUAAGUAAUUUACAGUUGUAACAAACUAAAUAGAAGACAGGAGUAAGAUCACAAGAUUGGGAUCAGUCAGAGUGCUGUACCGGUAGCUCAAUUGUCCAAGAUAACCAUGAGACCCACGCCUGACAAGGGAGAGGGGCCUGCCGCAAAGAGGAGAAGAAUGAACCAAUAUCAGUCAGAACAAUGUUCUGAUAACAAAGAUUCCAAUGAGAAAGACAAGACUGAAUAUACCGGUAUAUUAGUUUGGGAAGACCAGUGGCUAGCAGAUAGUUUGCCUUCAGAACGUCUACCCAGCCUGGGUGUGCAGUAUUGCUGUUAUCAUGAUGGCAAAGGAUAUUACUACCAUCAAACCAUGGAGUUUGGCAACAUACGGUAUCUUGCGUGUGCCGAGGUAAUGUGUCCAGUGAAGGCUAGUAUGAACACGCAGAAGGAGGCUCCUAUCAUCGUCUCUGGUCUCAGGAUGGGACACAACCACCGUCCUGAUUACAUGCUGAGAGAGGCCUUGUUGUUUGUGGAUGCCGUCAGAAUACGAACACGCUCAGGCAUGUCCAUAUCAUCCGCCAUCUCACUCGAGAUCGUCAGAAAUCCAGCUGGUGCUGAAAGAGUCAACUUGAUAAAUCUUAAGAAUUGUCUGGAAGAAUGUGCCAUGCUUUCGCAGAGUAAGAACAAAGAUAUGACUGAAGAUGAGGUGAAUUUUGCAUCCUGCUUGAUACAUGUGAAGACCUUUAAAUUAAACUUUUCAACAGAAUCACUAAUUCCUGUCCCCAACCAUUUUGAUUCUGCAAUUUGUACAUUGGACGAUCCUGUAAAUAAAGAUGACGAGGAAAACCAAAUUCCUGGGCCAUUUACACCUGUUGAAAAUGAGGAGUAUCGCAGAGAAGCUAUCAACAUAAAAACACCUUGUCAGAAUCAGGCUGUUGAGAAGGAGGAAAUCGUCACCGUGAAAAUAGAAGAGAAUGAUUGUGAUGAAUACAUGGAAGAAGUAUAUAUAAAAGAAGAAAGGCUGGAUGAGAUUCCUGGGCCAUCUACACCAGUUGAAAAUGAGGAGUAUCGCAGAGAAGUUAUCAACAUAAAAACACCUUGUCAGAACCAGGCUGUUGAGAAGGAAAUUAUCACUGUGAAAAUAGAAGACAAUGAUUGUGAUGAAUACACAGAAGAAGUAUAUUUAAAAGAAGAAAGGCUGGAAGAGAUUCCUGGGCCAUCUGCACCUGUUGAAAAUGAGGAGUAUCGCAGAGAAGCUAUCAACAUAAAAACACCUUGUCAGAACCAGGUUGAGAAGGAAAUUAUCACUGUGAAAAUAGAAGACAAUGAUUGUGAUGAAUACACAGAAGAAGUAUAUUUAAAAGAAGAAAGGCUGGAAGAGAUUCCUGGGCCAUCUGCACCUGUUGAAAAUGAGGAGUAUCGCAGAGAAGCUAUCAACAUAAAAACACCUUGUCAGAACCAGGCUGUUGAGAAGGAAAUUAUCACUGUGAAAAUAGAAGACAAUGAUUGUGAUGAAUACACAGAAGAAGUAUAUUUAAAAGAAGAAAGGCUGGAAGAGAUUCCUGGGCCAUCUACACCAGUUGAAAAUGAGGAGUUUCACAGAGAAGUUAUCAACAAAAAAACACAUUGUCAAAACCAGGCUGUUGAGAAGGAAAUUAUCACUGUGAAAAUAGAAGAUAUUGAUAGUGAUGAAUACACGGAAGAAGAAUAUUUGAAAGAAGAAAGGCUGGAAGAGUAUUUUGAGGAGGAAAUUAUCACUGUGAAGAAAGAAGAAAAUGAUAGUGAUGAAUACACAGGAGAAGCUUAUUUGGAAGAGGAAAAGCUGGAAGAGAUUCCUGGGCCAUCUGCACCAGUUGAAAAUGAGGAGAAUUGUAGAGAAGAUAUCAACAUAAAAACACCUUGUCAGAACCAGACUGUUGAGAAGGAAAUUAUCACUGUGAAAAUAGAAGAUGAUGAUAGUGAUGAAUACACAGACGAAGUUUAUUUGGAAGAGGAAAAGCUGGAAGAGAUUCCUGGGCCAUCUACACCUGUUGAAAAUGAGGAGUUUCGCAGAGAAGAUCUCAACAAAAAAACACCUUUUCAGAACCAGGCUAUUGAAAAGGAAAUUAUCACUGUGAAAAUAGAAGAUGAUGAUAGUGAUGAUAGUGAUGAAUACACAGAUGAAGUUUAUUUAGAAGAGGAAAAGCUGGAAGAGAUUACUGGGCCAUGUACACCUGUUGAAAAUGAGGAGUAUCGCAGAGAAGAUAUCAACAAAAAAAAACCUUGUCAGAACCAGGCUGUUGAAAAGGAAAUUAUCACUGUGAAAAUAGAAGACGAUGAUACUGAUGAUAGUGAUGAAUACACAGACGAAGUUUAUUUGGAAGAGGAAAAGCUGGAAGAGAUUCCUGAGCCAUCUGCAGCAGUUGAAAAUGAUGAGUAUUGCAGAGAAGUUAUCAACAAAAAAACACAUUGUCAGAACCAGGCUGUUGAAAAGGAAAUUAUCACUGUGAAAAUAGAAGACAAUGAUAGUGAUGAAUACAUGGAAGAAGAUUAUUUAGAAGAGGAAAAUCUGGAAGAGACAGCACUAAUGAAGAGUCAGGUAGGAGAGUCAAGAAGCAGAAGAGAGAUGAAUCAAGUAGGACUGUACCCUGCAGAGAAGCUAUACUCUCGUAAUCAUGGUAUAAUCUACUACAAUGGCGAAGGGUAUUACUACAAGACAAACAGGACAAAUGAAAAUAAAUGGUAUUUGGGAUGCACUGAGCCGAAAUGUAUGGCACGAGGGUUUAUACAGUUGGAUAAAGAAGAUGCUCCGAUCAUUCCCUCAGGGCAUAUACACAACCACGAGCCCAACUACAGUAAACGUGAUCUACUGGUGUUCAUUCACAGGUGUAAAGAGCGAGCGGCCAGGGAACUGCACUUGAAUGUUAGACAUAUAUUGGAAUCAGAGCUAGAAAGAGACGGAAACAUUUCUGCGUUAAUCACUAAAACCUAUAAGAAGAGGCUUGAAGCUCAAAUGAAAAGAUAUAGAAUUUUAUAUGUUGCCAGUGAAGACAUCUACAUCCAGAAAUCUAUCUUCAUGUCUAUACUCCCUCCUUGCCCAUUUUAUGGAUCUAGCUAAGGGAUUACUCUGGGAGAAGACGUGCCUGACUACAGUGAGCCACUACAGUUGUCGUCACCUACCUACUGCCUACCUGUACCUAUACCUGGGUUCUGCUGACACCACAACUUGUCGACCCACAACCGACUUGGUCGCUACCUUCUCAUACCUGCUGUAUACAUCGUACCGAUAAGUGGCAUACCUCAUAUAUCUUAAUUUCUUUCAAUGAACUCUUUAUAAUAAUAAUAAUAAUAAUAAUAAUAAUAAUAUCACUUUAUUGUCAUAAAACAUUUCACAUUUCCAGCAAAGCUGGUGAAACAGAUGACAUUGUCAUUUCUUAGCUAACAAAAAUGAAAAACUAAAUCUAAGAAUUAAAAUUAAAAUUAAACUAGUCACUUUUUAAAAAACAAUCAUUUAAAUACUCUUCUAUUGUAUAGUAUUUCUUUUUUAUAAGGAAUAAUUUGAAUUCUUUCUUAAACUUUAUAAUACUAUUGAUGUUUUUAAAAUGAGCAGGUAAACCGUUGUAAAGCCUCAGACUCAUAUAGUACGGUGAUCUUUCGUAAACACAUAGCCGAUGUCUUGGAUACUGCAAAUUAUUUUUUGAACGUGUUGGGUAGUGAUGAAUAAAUUGAUUUUUUAUAAAUAAUUGUGGAUUACUCUUAAAGUAUACCAGAAUUUUAUAAAUGUAAAGUGAAGGCAUUGUUAAAAUUCCAUAUGUUUCAAAAAGCGGUUUACAUGACUUUUUUUUGUGUGUAAAUGAUAAGAUUCUUAAAAACUUCUUUUGUACCUUAAAAAUUGUUGAGGCAUAUGAUGUUGAGCCCCAUAACUCAAUACCAUAUUGCAUAAUGGAAAAAAAUAUCGCAUAAUAAACUAUCAGCUUUGUUUUAGAAUCAAUUAUUACUGGUACCAGUUAGAAUUUAAUCUUUGAGGCCAAAUUAAGGAUAACCAGGAACUUUAUUGAAAUACUACUGAUAAAGUCAAGGAUUAUAUAUUGUGUUAGUGCUGGACACUCACCUUCGGACGACCAUCAACGGCUCUAGACUGACUUAAGAUGGAGUGGGACUUAAUUUUAAAUAUAUAAAGUUUAGAGAAUUUUGGGUAUUAGGUUAGGUAUUGUAUUAUAUGUGUAUAGAUUUAUAUUGAUUCACAUUUUCAGGAGUUGUCAGUUCACCAUUUAUUAUGUGUUUGUAUAGUUGUAGCCUAAGUGUGUGUGUCUAUCUGAUAUAAUCUUUCCAGGAAUUUCUGGCCGGCCAAGGUAUUUUGAUUAUAUUUAUCUGGUAUUAUAAAGUACAUUGCUUAGGCCUGAUUAUAAACUUGAUACUCUACUGUUCUUUAUUGUAAUAAAUCCAGGUUUGCAUAUUUUAAGUGUUUUCAUUAUCUAGCCAUUUACAUAAAAUCUUGAUUCCUCAUAGUUCACCAAACUUUAAAUAAUUUUUUCUAUCUCAAUUUUUAUCAACUUAUCUACCAGUAAAUAAUUUGGAAUUUCAUUAAACUAUUUUGAUUAAGGGUAUUAUUUGGUAGAAUAUUUAAGAGUGUUAUCACUCUUGCUAGUGUUUAGUGAUUAGAAUCAUCCUAGACUUGUUUUAUUGCAUAGAAUUUUUAUUCAUAUUGGUUGUCAAGUGAUAUCUCACCUUCACUAUUUUUAUAUCAUAUAUGGGUUUUUUCCUUGUUAACCCUUCUCCCCUGCUUUGAAAACAAGGUGGCGCCCUCUUAAAACAAAAACAAAAAAAAGGCAUACAAAGAAAAAUACAAAAAAAUAUACAAAAAAAAAACUGAUGAAGAAAUAUUAGGCUAUUGAAUUUUGAAGAAAUUAGUUUGAAAUUUUGGUCAAACCCCCCACCCCCUAGACUGAGCUACUGGGACCGCUACACACUGACGGAUUAUAAGGUAUUUUAACCUAUAGUAAUAAUUUAUAUAUUGUGAUCAGGAGGCAAAAAACAACAAAAAUGAAGAUAAUUAAAACUUCAAUCAAACCAAACUUUUGCCAAACAUUUUUAUAUUAUGAUAAUAUACUUUGAAAAAAAGGAUGACAAUUUGUAUUAAAUUUUAAUAAUAUAUUUCUUCACUAGAACGUAAAGUGUGAAAGUAAAAUACGCUUGGUCAAACCUGUAACUAUUUAUUGUGCUUCGUUUAAAGUCUAGUAAGGAAGUUCAUUGUUGUGUCUUUUUGAAAAAGUGUCACAGUAAUUUACCAUACUCCAGUUGACUUUACCGAUUCCUUUUUGUAAACAGCAACUUUUAUGCAUACAAAGAGUGGAGAAUCCAGUGUAGUUUGGAAAAUAUCUUGAUAAAAUGUUGAUAA
This is a messenger RNA of Macrosteles quadrilineatus (aster leafhopper), 5523 nucleotides long. RefSeq lists its product as uncharacterized. Bases 274 to 3243 code for a protein of 989 amino acids. The transcript is spliced from 24 exons. NCBI's taxonomy places the organism in Eukaryota, Metazoa, Arthropoda, Insecta, Hemiptera, Cicadellidae. Gene Ontology annotation, molecular function: chromatin binding. Gene Ontology annotation, biological process: chromatin remodeling. Gene Ontology annotation, cellular component: RSC-type complex. The record is from RefSeq and is a predicted model, not a curated record.